AUGUCAAACUCGGACUUUGAUAAUUGGGAACCUGUCGACGACAGCGAAGAGCACCAUGCACGCGACGAUCGAAGCCCAAGUGAGUCCUCUGCUACCUUAAUGCCUUCCGAAAAUAACACCUCAGACCAACACAAAAUGUCCCGAUCGCCCAUCAGGUCCCUUCAGAAUUCCAGCCGGAACUCCAUCACCUCCGUCGACAAUACAGGUUUGAAAUCGUCUCCAGCGGACCCACAGCUUACCGCGCUUGAUCCCAUUGCUGGGGUCAACAGCCCGUCUUCUAAAAACGGAUCUGCGCUCAAUUCUGUCAAUCAGAUCAUUGGGUCUUCAAAAGAAGCAAAAGAGUCAAAAGAACUACCAAUUCCUGAGAGUGAAGAGGAAGUAGCGAACAACUCAUUUUUCAACAACAUGCUCACGUCUUUCAACUUCAAAGGAUCGGCGUCUACGCCCGCCAAGCCACUAACACAUUCAAGAGCAAGCUCAGAGUCGGGGACGCAAGCCUUGCCCAACAUAAUAUCCCACCGCAAGGCUACGCCUACCAGAAAAUCAAGACGAUCUAUCAGUAACGAAAGCAACGUUCCCACUUCCCCGCUGAGAGAGAUGGAGAAGCCAGAUGCAUUGGUUUCCGAGUUCAACCGAAAGCUUUAUGUUGACGAGCGGUUUUCUGGCACGAGUUAUCAUUAUGCCAUUGAAGAAAGAAAUGCCGAACUCCAUAAAAUAUUCAAGUCGGUGCCGGAUGGCGACCGUCUUCUCGAUGACUUCAGCUGUGCGCUUAGCAGGGAAUUUUUGUUUCAAGGAAGAGUUUAUGUCACAGAGGCCAACAUAUGCUUUAAUUCGAAUUUGCUAGGAUGGGUUACUCAUAUCGUCAUCUCAAUGACAGACAUAAUCUUGAUGGAAAAGACGUCUACUGCAGGACUUUUCCCAAACGGCAUAUCUAUUGAAACGCGCCUAGGAAAGCAUCAAUUCGUUAGCUUCAUUUCGCGCGACACGACCUUUGAGUUCAUCAAAACAGUCUGGCAAAAAUACAAAGAACGUUCCCUGGGUGAUGGCGUCCUAGUAAAUAGUACCACAGAGUCAUCGAAUGCCCUAGGGAAACUCCGAAGGUCUUACAGUGAUCUCUUAGCCACUACUUUGGACAGAGCUCCUUCCUAUGAGCCGCCCAGUCGCUCGUCCAUCAUUAGCGAGAACGAUGCGAUUAUUGAGGAUGCCAUCCUUUCUGUAGAUGACAUCAUUCCCACAAUUGUCAUGAAUAGAGAGGGUCAGCCCGAUGGUGAUGUUGGUCUUGAUGAUGACGACGAUGACGAUUACGAAGAUGAUGAUAGUGAUGAAGACGGCGACGGAGAAGAUGAAGAACUCAGAAGGAGAGGCGCUGGAAGUGGAAGAAGUGAGGCGGAAAAGGGAGCUCUCUUGCUGGAAAAAAUUCGUUCGGAUUCAGCUGCCACCAGUAUCUCGUCUCUCAAAAGCAGGUUGCCAUCUGACCAGAAAGCUUUUAAAUUCAAGCCUGAUAGUGGUUUUGAAUAUGAUGGGCCCAGAGCCUUAAGGGAAACACAGUUUGCCUAUGAACCAGAAAAGAACAAUGAGAUGAUCUUGGCAGACAAAGAUUUCAACGCCCCGCCGGGAGUCAUUUUUCAAUUGAUUUUCAGUGAAGGCAAGCCCGAUUUCUUGGUGGAAUUUUUGACUAGCCAGAAUUCCUCUAAUUUUUCGGCUAUUGGCGCUUUUGAAAGAACGAAUGAAAACGGCGAGAAGUAUCGGGAGUAUACCUACUCAAAAGCUCUAAACUUCUCAGUGGGCCCUAAAUCUACGAAAUGCGAAGUCUCAGAAACUCUUCUAAAUUUGGAUUACAACGAGUGUAUCAAUGUUGUCAAUGCAACAAAAACUCCGGACGUUCCCAGUGGGAAUAGCUUUGUGGUCAAAACUAGAUAUAUGCUACGCUGGGCAUCUGAGUCCACAUGCAAUUUGAAAGUUUCGUUUUGGAUUGAGUGGACCGGCGGAAGCUGGAUCAAAUCGAUGAUCGAGAAAAGCUGCAAAGCUGGCCAGGUUCAGGCCACAGACGCUUUGAUAAUUCUUCUAGAGAAGUAUGUGCAAAACUUUGUUACUUCAACGUCUACUGCUAGUCCCACUUUUGAAGGAAAGCGGAAGAAACAAUCUAAAGCCAAGCGUUCUAUCGACAGCGUUAAAGACUCAGAGAAGCCAGUUUUGAUGGUAUCUGAAGCGGCAACUGUUAUCCCCUCGGCGACUACCACUCCGCAAACAGAGCCUUUUUUCCCUUCUUUUACGAAUGUGUUAUUGUUCGUGAACAUCGUCUUAUUUUUGUGCUUGAUUUGGCGCCAGGAGCGCAUUUUCAGUCUAGUUCAGCGAAGUGUAGGGAUUCAAUCAGCUGAAAGCGUGGCGGCUGUCGAUCAAAUGUUGUCCCACUUCAAAAGCCUUUUCGACGCUGACGCUGAUGAUGUUUUGCCCAGUGGCUCGGGUGCAAACAAAAAUGCUCAAAGGUAUACGCUAAAGAGCUGGAUCGAUAAGCACAGUGGGAACGAAGAGGCUUUGGAUUUUAAUUUACACAAGAAGAGGCAGUAUCAACGAUACAUGAGGUACAUUGUAGACCAAGUGCUUGAUGAAGAGAUGUCCGUCAGCGAAACAGAGGACUUUUUGAGCAGGUUGAAUAAACUCAUGACCGUGGUCAAAGAUACUAAGAAGAAAAGUGGUAAUGUUGAUGCAUGCGAACUACAAAAUGCUCUAAAUUAUUUGAUUAAUGCAUGA
This is a messenger RNA of Lachancea sp. 'fantastica', 2751 nucleotides long. Lineage: Eukaryota; Fungi; Ascomycota; Saccharomycetes; Saccharomycetales; Saccharomycetaceae. The record is from the annotation of a GenBank genome assembly.